AUGGCGGCUUCCCUUCUUCUGAACCGUGUUUCACGCUCUGUUUCUCUCCAUCGGGUCGGAGGAGCUCUGAGUUUCAGCUCCCUCGAUGCUCAAUUUCUCGUUGGGAGAAUCUCCGGAACACUCUUUCGAGGGAGAUCAUUGGCUACUCUAGCUGAAGGAGGAGCGUCUUGUUUUGAUGAGAUGGUAUCAGCCAACCAGAGAAAGUAUUACCUUCUGGGAGGUAAAGGAGGUGUGGGGAAAACAAGCUGUGCUGCUUCUCUGGCGGUUAAGUUUGCUAGCCAUGGUCAUCCCACCAUUGUGGUUUCAACUGAUCCUGCUCACUCCUUGAGUGAUUCUUUCUCUCAGGACUUGUCAGGAGGAGUGUUAAAGCCUGUUCAAGGUGUUGAUUCUCCACUUCUAGCUCUCGAGAUAACACCAGAGAGAAUGAAGGAAGAGAUUAAAAACCAGGCGGGUGAUAAAAGCGUUAAAAACAUGAUGGAUAGCAUGGGGCUAGGAAUGUUUGCCGGCGAGUUAGGAGACUUGAAUCUUGAAGAUAUGCUCAAUGCUGCAUCACCUGGUAUUGACGAAAUAGCUGCUAUAUCCAAGGUUCUUCAGUUUGUGGAGUCACCAGAGUAUAGUAAAUUCACACGUAUAGUUUUCGAUACUGCUCCCACGGGACAUACUCUGCGACUUCUUUCUCUGCCUGACUUCUAUGAUUCAUCCAUUAGCAAAAUAACAAAGCUCAAGAAAAAGAUCACUGCUGCAGCGUCAGCCUUUACGUCCGUUUUUGGUAAAAAAAAAGAGAUACAAGAACAAGGACCUUCCAAUGAGCUGGAUCAACUGAAAGAAAGAAUGGAGAAAGUUCGAAAUGUUUUCCGUGAUGUGGACACUACUGAGUUUGUCAUUGUAACCAUCCCAACGGUAAUGGCAAUAAACGAGACUUCGAGGUUACAUGAAUCUUUAAGAAAAGAGAAUGUGCCAGUUCACAGGCUUAUUGUUAAUCAGCUUCUACCUCAUUCUGAAUCCGACUGCAAAUUUUGCUCAGUGAGACGAAAGGAACAAACGCGUGUGCUCGGACUUAUUCAGAAGGAUACAGAACUUUCCGGGUUGAAACUGAUACAAUCCCCAUUGCUAGAUGCAGAAAUAAGAGGGGUUCCAGCACUUAAGUUCAUGGGUGAUCUCAUUUGGAAAUAAGAUCGUCAAAUUUUCGGCUUUUAUUUCAUUUUUUUAAAAAUAUGAAAUUCUAGAUGAAGAGAGGAAAACAAAUUACCAAUGUUAUUAACUUUUAAGCCAAGAAAUUAUGGCUAUGCGAAGUCACACAGUAGACAAGAGAGAUUAGGACAAUGAAAAAUUGUCUGCG
This is a messenger RNA of Eruca vesicaria subsp. sativa (arugula), 1339 nucleotides long. Lineage: Eukaryota; Viridiplantae; Streptophyta; Magnoliopsida; Brassicales; Brassicaceae. The record is from the annotation of a GenBank genome assembly.